Messenger RNA from Scedosporium apiospermum, 1947 nucleotides. RefSeq lists its product as uncharacterized. Gene Ontology annotation, cellular component: nucleus. The coding region runs from base 1 to 1947 and encodes 648 amino acids. Gene Ontology annotation, biological process: regulation of transcription by RNA polymerase II. Lineage: Eukaryota; Fungi; Ascomycota; Sordariomycetes; Microascales; Microascaceae. The transcript has 2 exons. The record is from RefSeq and is a predicted model, not a curated record.
AUGAUCUCGAUAGAACAGUCCUUCAACAUGUUCAAUAGGCAUAUGGGCGGUGGCAACGAUGAUAACGAUUACACACGAUAUCCCGACCCUCCCCAAGCCCUCUUUUCUUCCGGCGCACCGGUGGACAUGGGCUUGACACCGGAUGCGUAUGCACCCUUCACCGCCACCACGGCGCAAGAGAUGUUCCCCACGACGAUGGCAUACGACCCCUCCUCCCUCUACGCCGAGACCCCCAGCUACCUCUACAACGGCCGCUCUUCCCCCGGCCACUUCGACGACGGUGAUAUGAGGGCCGGCUCGUCGAACCUAUCAACCACGUCUGCGCCAUCCGCCGCAUCCUCCGCCGUCGGCUCCCCGCAGUCGAACCACGGGCAACUCGCACCCAUCCCCGAGUGGGCGCCGCAGACUCUCAGCGUGUCGCCGAACAUAGUUGGACACAACGAUUACUUCCCCGGGGGCUCCGAGUACUCUACAUUUCCCACAGGUAUGGAGGAAUAUACUUCUCCCUUCGACUUUAGCAACGGCACCAAACCUCCCGGGUUUGUUGAUCCCUCCCUUAUCCACCCGGAUAUUAGCCGACCGAUUCAAAUGACCUUUGAAGGCCCCUUCCAGACUCCCACCACGGCCUACCCUACUUCCCCCGCGCUCUCCCACGGUGCUUCUUCUCCGCAGCCCAUGCUCAGGAACGGAAGCCAGUCCCCAUUCCUACACGGAGGAUUCCAACAGCCCUUCAGCCCCUACCAGACCCCCAUGGACACGACCAACUCGCGAAGGCCCAGCCAUCCCUUCGUUUCUCCCAACUACUCCGAAACCACCCCCUUCAGCAGCGAUGAGUCCAAGGAGAAGUCGAGGUGCCCGCACCCCGACUGCGGCAAGGCCUUCAAGGACCUGAAGGCCCACAUGCUCACGCAUCAGAACGAGAGGCCAGAAAAGUGCCCCAUCCAGACUUGCGACUACCACAUCAAGGGCUUCUCAAGGAAGUACGAUCGCAACAGGCACACCCUCACCCACUACAAGGGCACGAUGGUCUGCGGUUUCUGCCCUGGUUCUGGUUCUGCGGCGGAGAAGUCAUUUAAUCGCGCCGAUGUCUUCAAAAGACAUUUGACCGCCGUGCACGGUGUCGAGCAGACUCCUCCCAACAGUCGCAAGAAGGCGCCCUCGACCGUCUCUGCGGGCCCCAAGAGGUUGUCUGGCUACCCGCCUGACGCUACCGGGAAAUGUAGCACUUGCUCGCAGACCUUCGGCAAUGCCCAGGACUUCUACGAGCAUCUCGACGACUGCGUGCUCCGCAUUGUGCAGCAGGAGGAUCCUGCUGAGGCUGUCAACGCCAAGAGGCUCGCCGAGGUGGAAAACGACCGCGAGGUCAUGCAGACUCUCGAGAAGAACAACCUACCGCUCUCUAUGUCUCCUGCCGCCGGUGUUGAGGAUGGCGAGGAAGACGAGGAUGAUGAGAUGCAUCACGACGACGAUGAGGAGGACGAGGAUGGCUCCGCCAGGAGGAACGGCACCUCGAGGCGUAGGUCGGGCGGCAACCCCGCCAACGGCGUGCAAAAGUCGCGAGGAAUGACCCAUUCUCGAGGUGGCGUCCUCCUCAACACUCGCCGAGGUCGCAAGAACCGCCGCGACUACCCCUCGUCCUGGGGCUUUGAUAAGGGCCAGAUGACGAUGAAGAAGCGCGUCAUGGCUGUCUUCGAAGGCCCCCGCCGUCUCGCCAAGGACGACAUGAUGCUGUCGACCGAGCACGAGGUUCGUGUCAGGUUGUCGGAUGGGGACUCUUACGUUACCGACCUCGAUGUGCAGACGCUCAAGAGGGCCGAGGGUUUCCUCCACGCCACUGACGAGGAGAAGGGACCUUGGAUUUCGGACGACCCUACCGAGGCCGAGCUCAAGCAGAUGAGGGAGAUGCUUGAGAUUAACAGGACAGCGCCCACCACCGCUCCUGCGUAA